Molecule: messenger RNA, 939 nt
Organism: Anthostomella pinea
Lineage: Eukaryota; Fungi; Ascomycota; Sordariomycetes; Xylariales; Xylariaceae
Source: the annotation of a GenBank genome assembly
AUGGGGGCUGUUCCGGUCGAGAUGGGAGCCAAGGUCGCCGAGCUCGACCGAGUGGGAUAUCUCUUUGGCGUCAAGAUCGCGGCCUCUAUGUCGCCAGUUUUCCACGGUACGGUAUUCCGAGAGUUGGGCUUGAACUGGGAACAGUUCCGUCUGGACUCGGCAGACAUUCCGCAGUUCCUGCAACUGAUCAAAGACACCAAAUGCUUCGGAGCAUCUGUCACGAUGCCGAACAAGAUGACCAUCAUGGAGCACCUGGACGAGAUGACGGAAGAGUGCAGAGAGGUGGGCGCCUGCAACACCAUCUACUUCCGCGAGAGAGACGGGAAGCGCAUCAUCUGUGGUACCAACACGGACGUCGUCGGCGUCCGCGAAUCUUUCUACCAGAACGUGGCCGAUCCGGACGGCGUCUUCCACGACCGGCCGGGCAUGGUGGUCGGGGGAGGGGGUGCAGCACGCAGCGCCGUCUACGCCCUGUGGAAGUGGAUGCGCGCCACCAAGAUCUACCUGGUGAACCGCGACAAGAGCGAGGUCGACGCCGUCAUCCGGGACUGCAAGGCUCGGGGCUAUGGCGACACCCUGGUGCACGUCUCGACGGCGGAACAGGCCGAGCAGCUCGAGGCCCCGGGUGCCAUAGUGGCAUGCGUACCUGAUUUCCCUCCCAACUCGCCCGAAGAGAAGACGGCGCGUGCAGUCAUCGAGACAUUCCUGAACAAGGAAAAGAAAGGAAGCAUGCUCGAGAUGUGUUACAACCCCACGCCGUUCACCGAGCUGGGCGGCAUCGCAGAACGUGCUGGGUGGCAGGUGAUAUUGGGCACGGAAGCCAUGAUAUGGCAAGGUUUCGAGCAGGAGAAGUUUUGGACCGGAAUAGAGGUACGGGAUUUGCCUGUGAGCAAAGGUAAGGAGGUGAUCGCUGCGAGACUAGAGCAGAGCAAGUUAUGA